CGCGUCUAAUAUCCUCCUUUGUUUACAGUUUCAAGUGACUGGACUCAACCUUUUUAUGAUGCUGAUAAUGAACAGUGUCUUCCCACAUUAUGCUUAUCUCUCAUGCCUACUGGUCAGACCGUGCCGUCCGCCUCGAACAACCACCCAUUCUACCACUCCAAACCACCACCGCGCCCUCCUUGACUACCCACCUCGACCUCAUCCAUCCAUCCCCUCAGCUUCCCACCACCAAAUCCACAAGAGACCUACGAAUCCCACCCACCCAAAACCUCCCCACAGCCUCCUACCCACUCACCCCACGACAUCACCCUCUUCACUCCUCAUUUCCCAACCCCUCCCCCCAUGCCCUCCAUAACCCCAUCUCCUCCCCCUCUCCCCCUCCACCUUACCCUUCACAACAUAAAAAAAAAAGCAGACCCAUGUCCACCACCUCGAAACCAAGGGCUUUGUCAAACCCCAUACAAAACCUUCUAGUCAAAGGACAUGUGUAUAGCAUAUGCGCCGCAAUUUGGGGUUUCUGGUUCCGCUUCACUUUUCCAUGAGGAACUUUUUCUUAGAAACUAUAAGGCUGCGGCGGACAUUUUUCCUCGUCUCUUUUCUAUAGCCCCCCCCUUCCCCUGUUAAUCCCUUUUAUCUUGUCUAAACUCAUGAACGAUUGGGGACGUGAGUUCUGACGGCGAUACCGGGG
Molecule: messenger RNA, 688 nt
Organism: Aspergillus uvarum CBS 121591
Lineage: Eukaryota; Fungi; Ascomycota; Eurotiomycetes; Eurotiales; Aspergillaceae
Exons: 2
Coding region: 90-542 (150 amino acids)
Source: RefSeq, a predicted model, not a curated record